UCGAUUAAUCAGUAAAGGUGUUUGGAAACAUGAAAGGUAACUUACGUUCAAAUAAGCUAAGGUGCGCGCGCACGUAACUUACCUGCCCAUUCACCUUUCCGUGUUCAAAAGGCGAUUUGAAAACAAAGGAAUAAUACAUACUUUUUAUAUAAUUCAAAUGAACAAAUGUUUGUCCACAAUCAGUACACAGAGAGGUCAAAGGAGAUUAAAUGGAAUUCAGCUUCCAUUAAACUACCUGCAAGUUAUUGGUUGGAUUGUUUUCGUGGCAACUAUUUUUUUAAAUUUCUUAGUUUUGGUUCAGAUACAAUUUGAAGUCUUAAAAAUCAUUAUGUACGUACUGUACUGCAUAUUAUAUAUUCUUCACAUGGUUGCACAUGGAUUUGCUUUGUUUUUGGAUCCAAGUGAAUACGAGUUAAGGAAAAUGGAAGUUAAUACUGUUCCGGAAUUUGAUCGCACAAUACACGCCCAUGUUAUUGAAAAUGGAAGAUGUCAUCUUUGUAACAUAAAUACAAGCAAUAAAAACACGAAACAUUGUGGUAUAUGUAACAAAUGCGUGUACUAUUUUGAUCAUCACUGCAAAUGGUUAAACAACUGUGUUGGUCGUAGAAAUUAUUUAGCUUUUAUUCUAAGCGUCGUUAGUGCCUUGUUAAUAGCACUGCUGACUUCUGCAUUAUGUUUAACGGAUAUAGUAUUUUUUAUCAAAUAUCCUUAUAAUUUAAGUCAUGAAGCACAAAAUUUUACAAAUUGUUUGAAUGCACCAGAGCCAAUAAAGUAUUGUAGUAGUUCAAUAGCAUUAUUGACUUUUCUUGUUACUUAUUGUGUCAGUGGUUUAGCGAUAGCCUGUGCCUUACUACAUUUAUUAUGUUUUCAUGUUUAUAUAGCGAUGCUAGGUGUUUCUACAUACGAAUAUAUCAUGCGGAACAGUCAAACCAAAUCUUUGAAAUUUAAUUUUUGUAGGACUAAUUUGCAGAGUAAUUAUUUGAUAGGCAAGAAUAAAGUGAAUUCUGGUCAAUUAACCACUAGAACUAAUUGUGAUACUGAAAUGAUUAAACCGAGUACAAAAUCCUUUAUAAGCUCGAUAAUUAGCGACGAAAUAAAUAGAGCAAGAAAAGCCUUAUUACAUAAUAAUAAUACUAAAAUUCAUCCUAAGCUAAAUGAUGAUGUGAGCUAA
This is a messenger RNA of Danaus plexippus (monarch butterfly), 1171 nucleotides long. Its product is annotated as probable palmitoyltransferase ZDHHC11B. Gene Ontology annotation, cellular component: endoplasmic reticulum; Golgi apparatus. Gene Ontology annotation, biological process: peptidyl-L-cysteine S-palmitoylation; protein targeting to membrane. The transcript has a single exon. Lineage: Eukaryota; Metazoa; Arthropoda; Insecta; Lepidoptera; Nymphalidae. Gene Ontology annotation, molecular function: protein-cysteine S-palmitoyltransferase activity. The record is from RefSeq and is a predicted model, not a curated record. The coding region runs from base 158 to 1171 and encodes 337 amino acids.